Molecule: messenger RNA, 1742 nt
Organism: Mangifera indica (mango)
Lineage: Eukaryota; Viridiplantae; Streptophyta; Magnoliopsida; Sapindales; Anacardiaceae
Exons: 4
Coding region: 299-874 (191 amino acids)
Source: RefSeq, a predicted model, not a curated record
AUGUCCCAAACAGCGGCCGGGUUGCGCUCUUUUCAGCCUGCCCUCGUCUCCCAAGGGGAAGAAGAAGAAAGAACAUCUAAAAUUAUGAGACGGUAGGGACAAUAUGCUGAUCCUGGUGCCAGUGCAUAUGGUGCGGCACAAAUGCAACAUAUGUCUGAACAAAGGAUAGAACAGAAGUCUGGUCAUUUUCAAGGACAACUAGAGGCAUUCACUCCUGAGAGGGAGCAGCAGUUUCCACCAACAAAAAACGGAGAAUCAAUGGAGGUGGGAAAGGGAUGGGUCAAAAGUUCCCAAUCCAAUGGCAUCUCAAAUGUUCAAUGAAGGUCAAGGGUUUGAUGCUUCAGGAUCGAGAUUUCAGGGUCAGAGGCCAGAUCCAAAACUAGCUUUAGAGAAACAAAACAACUGUGGUCCCAUAGCUCGACCUCAUGAAGAAGAUAUGGAUGUUUGCUAUGAGGGCAAGCCUUUAUCAAACAGUUUUGAAGGUCUUGAGCAGAAAUUCAUCGAUGACAUAACGAAACUAGCAAAGGAACAAAAUGAUGCUGAAAAUGCUAGACAUAGAGAGAAAUUAAAGGCUAUCAAUACUCAAUAUGUGGAACAGCCAGCUGCCCUUAGAGCCCGGAAUGCAAGCCAUAGAGACGAGUUCGUUUGGAAGGAAUUGCAUGCACGGCAACAGCAGUACCAGAAAACCAUGAUAGAUCAUUAUCCGAACUGUGGCAUGGGUCCUGGUGAUCCUCAUGGUUACAGCAGUACUCCAGCUGCAGCUGCCGUAGGCCAAACAUACAGAGCUUCUAACCCAGAUCAUUAUGACUCAUACAAAGAGCAUGCUCGUAUUCUAGGGGGUCCAAGGGAACAUGGGUUUGAACCCAGAGGUUGAGGCCUUGGAGGGCGUGUUUAUAAUACUGGCUCAUGCUACUAUUGAUUGAGAUGUUAGAUUGGCUUGGCUUUUCUACCUGCACUCAGCAUCCCGGUUGAGUUGGAUUCUCUUAAUUUGUAUGAUCUGUUUAGGUGGCAUAGACCUGGUAAAGUUCAAUCUAGUGAUAUUAUGAGAAUUGUGGAGUGCUUUUGAUGGCUGGUUGAAGUGAGCUUUAUUAAAGAAAGUAUGAACUUACAUUAAAAGAAGAUGAAAAAGAACGCUGAACAUGUUUCAGUCUGAUAUUAUCCACCUGGAAAUCUGGCCAGAACACACCACAACAUACACAGACAUCUAAAUUCUAUAAGGAAUCUGGUUUUACUUAUGAGCAUAGCAAGAGAAUCAACUAUUCACACUCACUGCCACGAUCAGUCAAUCAACAGAGAACAAAUGAAAUGAAAGGAAGGUUAACUUGGGCAAUUUGAGGAACCGGAGGCCUCCUUAGCACAAGGCUACCCAACCAUUCUCCAUCUGCUCUCCAAAAUGCCCUAACAACCCAGCUAGACCUCCUAAUAAGCAUGUAAUCUCCUUGCUCUCUCUCUUCACCAGCUGCUACAGUGUGUCUCAAUACCCCGUUUAUCGAAUCAAUAGUCAAUGUUAAUUGUGUUAUUAAUGUAACAUUCCAUGCUAUUAAUCUUUCUUAAGCUUUUAGGAAGAUAUUUUAUGUAACUAUUGUUGGUUCUUUUCAUUUUGAAUGGUACCAUAGGAUAAUUGCGGGAAAUGUAAUAUGAAUUUUAGUACAAUUUCUUCUUUAUUCUACUGCUAGAGUGCUGCUUUGUUCAUCCUGGUGGGCUUUAAUGGAGAAGAAGUUUCACUUGAGUUUAGCCAUCAA